AUGUCUCUCCUUGGAAGUGAAAACAUUAAAUUAUUGCAAAAAUUAUUCAAGCCCGAGGACGACUCAUCGGAUGAGGAAACACCAUCAGGAGAUGUUCCACAAUUUGGACCCGGUGAUAUAGGAGAGUUGCCAGUAAAACCAAGAAAAAAGGGAUCUAGCGAUGGAUCGGAGCAUGUGAAACCUUGUUCUUACACUCCACUAGAAGCUCCCGUUGAAGUACAACCGAAAACACUCGAAGAAUGGGAAUUAGAGCAGCAGAAGAAUGAAGAUCACGCCUUGUUAGAGUCUCGCCGGCAGCCGCAAUAUAGAAUAUCCUACCGUCAGACCGUGGCUACCGAGGACAUCUAUCUGCAGAUGAACUGUAAAACGCCCAGUACGGCUAGUUGUGAAAAUAUGAUCGUUGAGGUUCUAUUCCCGGAGGAAGACGCCACUAUCGGUGUGCAACAUAUUGAGCUGUCGGUAAAGGAACAGUGCGUUACCGUUGAAACACCGAAGUACUACCUUAACCUCGCCCUGCCACACAAGAUCGACCCGGACAAGGGGAAUGCGGCGUGGCAUUCAGAUCAGAAAACACUUCAACUUACCCUCAGAAUGGUGCGCGAGUUGGAUUACGUUAACUUUUGA
Messenger RNA from Anopheles coustani, 624 nucleotides. RefSeq names its product dynein axonemal assembly factor 6 (gene Dnaaf6). Bases 1 to 624 code for a protein of 207 amino acids. The record is from RefSeq and is a predicted model, not a curated record. Gene Ontology annotation, molecular function: dynein intermediate chain binding; protein-folding chaperone binding. Gene Ontology annotation, biological process: axonemal dynein complex assembly. The transcript has 2 exons. Gene Ontology annotation, cellular component: cytoplasm. Lineage: Eukaryota; Metazoa; Arthropoda; Insecta; Diptera; Culicidae.